CUGCCGCCUCUCGUCCCCGAAGAGUCUGCUGUAGAUGUUUCGGUGGAAUCUCUGCCCCCGAUGGAGGAGAGCAAGGAGGAGAUAAUGAUCCCACCCAGCCCUGUGGAGCAAGAAGUGGAUUUGAAACCUUGCAUCCGGAACCGCGUUGCACUGACCGGCCUGAGAGAGGAGAUGUGGACCGAAGAGCACGAGGCCACGAUGGACCAGUUCCUGAAGGACGUCUCCAAGCAGUUGCUUGUGCUCUACAUUGACGAAUGUGCUGGCCUGAAAGUGGAGUUGCUCAUGCCCUAUCAGGAGCAGAAGCAGGUCUCCUAUUUCAUCCGUCAGGAGAAUGCGGAAAUCACCGAGGAGAAUUUCCACGAGGUCGUGCAGUUCGGCACGGUCCGGAGCCCGUACAUUGAUUCCCUGAUGCGCAUGCUCAGUGCCAUCUAUCUGCCCCGGCUCUUUCGCAAGGCAUCCUGGCCUGAAAGCAUCAAGAAUGAAUUUUUCUCAGAAGUUUACCACUUCAUGACCUCCCUCACAGACACCCGCUUCAGAAUGCGGGGCCGCACCACCCUCUACAUCCCGAUCGAGUCCCUGAUCAUAAAGACGGAGGUGGCCGUAAAGGACAAAGCCCUGGUUCAGCGGCUGGAGACUUCCAUGAUUCACUGGACCCGGCAGAUCAAGGAGGUACUGAGAGCCCAGGAGGCGGUGGAGAGCAGGGAGAGCUCGGGCCCCCUGGAGGAGAUCGAGUUCUGGCGGAACCGCUGCACGGACCUCUCCGAGAUCAGCAAGCAGCUCUGCCAGCAAGGGGUGAAGCAUGUCGAGGCCAUCCUGGCCCUCUCGAAGUCCUCCUAUGUGGGCCCCUUCCAGCGGCUUGCCAGGCAGAUCCAGGACGGGUCGGAGCAAGCCCAGUCCAACCUCCGGUUCCUCUCGAUCCUGAAAGAGCCGUUCCAGGAACUGGCCACCCUGCGGCCCAAGGACAUCCCGGAAAAGCUGCCCCACCUCAUCAGCCUCGUCCGAAUCGUGUGGGUCAACUCCCCGUACUACAACAGCCGAGAGAGGGUAACGGCGCUCUUCCGGAAGGUCUGCGACAGCCAGCAUCACUUUGCGCGCUGGGAGGAUGGCAAGCAGGCGCCGCUGCCCUGCUUCUUCGGCCAGCGGGGGCCCCAGAUGGCCCGCAGCCUGCUGGAGAUCGAGGAGACCUUCCACAAGCACCUGAGCAACCUGCGGAGCGUGAAGGGCGGGAUCCUGGACGUGAAGAAUGCCUCCUGGCAUGAGGACUUCAACCGCUUCCGUGCCGGGGUCAAGGACCUGGAGGUGAUGACGCAGAACCUGAUCAGCUCAGCCUUCGAGACCGUGAGGGAUGUGGAGCGAGGCGUGGAGAUCCAGGACAUCUUCCACCACCUGUCCUCGCGGGAGGCCAUCAAGCGGACCUUCGACAAGAAGACCGUCGACAUCUACAUGCUGUUCAACCGGGAGCUUUCGCUGGUCAACAAAGAGCUCAGCAAGAAGGUCCCGUUCCUGCCGCCGCACAUGUGCCACUACUCGGGCCUGGCGCACUGGAUGCACGCCCUGCGGCGGCGGGUGGACAAGCCCAUGCAGUGCCUCACCAAAGCCCACUUCAUCCCCCACAUCGGGACCGGGGAGGAGAGCUUCCAGAGCUACCAGCUGCUGGUGCAGGCCAUGGACGAGAUGGAGAGGAAGACUUUCCACGGGUGGACCCAGACCUUGGACAAGGACUGCCUGAAGCGCCUGGACACCCCUCUGCUCGUCCUGAGCACCGAGAAGCCCGGCAUGCUGGACAUCAACUUCGACAAGCACCUGCUCAAGCUGUUUGUGGAGAUUCACUACUGGGAGAGGGUGCUCUUUGAGAUCCCCCACUACGUGGUGGAGGUUUACGAGAGGAAGGAGGACCUGCGCAACCUCCGGGAGAACCUCCUGCUCGUGGCUCGCGACUAUAACAGGAUCAUCAGCAUGCUGUCCACAGAAGAGAGGGGCCUCUUCCGGGAGCGCAUCCGCUACCUCGACCGGAAAAUCCAGCCCGGCCUGAAGAAGCUCCACUGGUCGCUCAAAGGGGCCAGCACCGUCUUCAUCUCGGAGUGCCGGCUGCACGCCAGCAAGGUGCAGAACAUCGUGAACGAGUACAAGGCGGCCACCUUGGCCAUCGCCCGCCGGGCCCAGCAGAUGAGCGAGGCCCUGCUGGUGCGCAUCACGGGCAAACGGGUGUACAACGACCUGGAGUUCGAGGAGGACCAGAAGGGGCACCGGGAGCUGGUGCAGAAGAAGCUGCUCGGCCUGCACGAGAGCAGCGUCGCUGUCAUGCAGCAGACCUACGAGGUCUUCAGGCACGACGGGCCGGAGGUGCAGCAGCACUGGUUCAACUACACGGUCAAGAUGGACAGGAUGAUGGAGGACGCCCUGCGGCUGAACGUCAAGUGGUCCCUCAUGCAGCUCUCCAAGGCCAUCAAUGGGGACGGGAAGGCCAGCCCCAACCCCCUCUUCAGGGUGAAGGUGAUCCUGCAGGACACCUGCCCAGGCCAGGCCCCGCAGGUGGAGUUUUCGCCCACGCUGGCUCAGCUGGCGAGCAUGGUCAACGACCUCAGCUUGCACCUGUUUGCCAGCAUCGCGCUCUUCCGCCACCUGCCAGAGAUCCUCAUCAGGCGCAAGUUUGCCCGGGAUCCCAUCUCUGCGCUUGUGGAACGGGAUGAGGAGAUAAAGAAAAUCCAGCUGCAGAUCAGCAGCGGCAUGCAGAGCAACGCAACGCACCUCCAGGCGUACCUGAAGACCUGGGAUGUGUACCGCGAGAUCUGGGAGGUCAACAAGGACGCCUUUAUCAACCGCUACCGGCACCUCAACCCGCUGGUGUCUUCCUUCGAUGCGGACACGGCCCGGUACAUGGAGGUGGCCAACAACGUCCAGAAGGAGGAGACGGUGCUGAGCAUCCAGUUUGUGCUGCUGGACUGCUCCCACCUGAAGGCGGCCGUGGUCCAGCACUGCAGCGACUGGCAGGGCAAGCUCACCGGCCUGCUGAACGAGAUGGCCGGCAGCCGCCUGCGCGAGCUGCACGCCUACCUGCAGGAGAACGCCGCCGGCGUCAGCCGCCCCCCGCAGACCCUGGAGGAGCUCGGCCGGAGCCUGCAGCUGCACGAGACGCUGCAGAACGAGCUGCCCAAGAUCGAGGGGCAGAUCCCGCCCAUCCACGAGCAGUUCGCCAUCCUCGCGAAGUACGAGGUGGCUGUGGAGGAGGAGGUGCUGCAGCUGCUGGGUGAGCUCAACGCCGAGUGGCUGUCCUUCCAGCAGUGCCUCCUGGACAGCGAGGCCAUGCUGAAGAAGCACAAGGAGAAGUUCAAGACGGGGCUCAUCCACUGCGCGGAUGACUUCAAGAAGAAGGCCCAGAACCUGCUGCAGGACUUUGGCUCCAAUGGCCCCUUCACCAGCACCUUGUCUGCCGAAGCCGCCCUGAGCCAGAUUGCCGCCAUGAGGCAGCUGCUGGCCACCCUGAAGGAGGAGGAGAACACGCUCCGCUCCAACCUGGGCAUUUUCAAGAUCGACCAGCCUGCCUCGAAGGACCUGCAGAAGCUGGAGAGGGAGCUGGACUACAUCCAGCAAGUGUGGGAAAUCUCGAAGGAGUGGGAGGACCACUGGAACGAGUGGAAGACGGGGAGCUUCAAGACGCUGCGGACGGAAGUGAUGGAGAGCACGGCCUUCGCCCUGUACCGGAAGCUCAAUAAGCUGAGCAAGGAGCUCAAGGAUCGGAACUGGGAGAUCAUCGAGACCUCCAAGCUGAAGAUCGAGCAGUUCAAGCGGACGAUGCCCCUGGUCACGGACCUCCGGAACCCCGCCUUGCGGGAGAGGCACUGGGACCAGGUGAAGGAUCUGGUCCUCCGGACAUUUGACCAGGAUGCGGAGGAUUUCAGGCUGGAAAACAUCGUCGAGCUGGGCCUGGACAAGCAUGUGGAGCAGGUCGCGGAGAUCUCUGCCUCGGCCACCAAGGAGCUGGCCAUCGAGCAGGCCCUCGAGAACAUCUCCCGGACCUGGGACGUGACCACUCUGGAUAUCAUACCCUACAAGGACAAGGGGCACCACCGAGUCAGGGGCACCGAGGACGUUUUCCAGGCGCUGGAUGACAACCAGGUGGCCUUGUCCACCAUGAAGGCCUCGCGCUUCGUGAAGCCCUUCGAGAAGGACGUGGACCUCUGGGAGCGCUGCCUCUCCCUCAUCCUGGAGGUGAUCGAGAUGGUGCUGACGGUGCAGCGGCAGUGGAUGUACCUGGAGAACAUCUUCCUGGGCGAGGACAUCCGCAAGCAGCUGCCCGGCGAGUCCGCCUCCUUCGACAGGAUCAACAGCAGCUGGAAGAGCAUCAUGGACCGCUUCGUCAAGGACAGCAACGCCCUGCGUGCCACGCACUACCCAGGGCUGCUGGACAAGCUGGUGGAGAUGAACGGCGUGCUGGAGGAGAUCCAGAAGUCCCUCGACAUGUACCUGGAGACCAAGCGGCACAUGUUUCCCCGCUUCUACUUCCUGUCCAACGACGACCUGCUGGAGAUCUUGGGCCAGUCGCGCAACCCGGAGGCCAUCCAGCCCCACCUCAAGAAGUGCUUCGACAACAUCAAGUCCCUCAAGAUCCAGAAGAUUGGCACGACCAGCCGGUCCGAAGCCCUGGGCAUGUACUCCCUGGACGGCGAGUACGUGGACUUCACGCACGCCGUGCUGCUGGAAGGGCCGGUGGAGGACUGGCUGUGUGACGUGGAGCGGGCCAUGCGCUGGACGCUGCGCGAGGUGCUGCGGAGCUGCCGGCUGGCCCUGAAGAAGAUGCUGGGCAAGCGGGACAAGUGGGUGAAGGAGUGGCCCGGCCAGAUGGUGAUCACGGCAAGCCAGAUCCAGUGGACGGCAGACGUGGGCAAGUGCCUGGCCACGUGCAAGGAACGCGGGGACAAGAAGUACCUCAAGGCCAUGAAGAAGAGGCAGGUGUCCAUGCUCAACAAGUACUCGGAGGCCAUCCGGGGCAACCUGACCAAGAUCAUGCGGCUGAAGAUCGUGGCACUGGUGACCGUGGAAGUCCACGCCCGGGAUGUGAUCGAAAGGCUCUACAAGAGCGGCCUGAUCGACGUGACGUCCUUUGAGUGGCUCAGCCAGCUGCGGCUCUACUGGGAGAAGGACCUGGACGACUGUGUGAUUCGGCAGACCAACACCCAGUUUGCGUACGGCUAUGAGUACCUGGGGAACUCGGGGCGCCUGGUCAUCACUCCCCUCACGGACAGGUGCUACAUGACGCUGACCACGGCCCUGCACCUGCACCGGGGCGGCUCCCCCAAGGGCCCCGCAGGCACGGGCAAGACCGAGACAGUGAAGGACCUGGGCAAGGCGCUGGGCAUGUACGUGAUCGUGGUGAACUGCUCCGAGGGCCUGGACUACAAGUCCAUGGGGCGCAUGUACUCUGGCCUGGCGCAGACGGGCGCCUGGGGCUGCUUCGACGAGUUCAACCGCAUCAACAUCGAGGUGCUGUCAGUGGUGGCGCAGCAGAUCCUCUCCAUCCUCUCGGCCCUGGCCGCCCACAUGACGCGCUUCGCCUUCGAGGGCCACGAGAUCAACCUGGUGUGGUCCUGCGGCAUCUUCAUCACCAUGAACCCAGGUUACGCCGGCCGCACGGAGCUGCCCGACAACCUGAAGUCGAUGUUCCGGCCCAUCUCCAUGGUCGUGCCCGACUCCACGCUGAUCGCCGAAAUCAUCCUCUUCGGCGAGGGCUUCAACAAUUGCAAGGUCCUGGCCAAGAAGGUGUACACCCUGUACUGCCUGGCCGUGCAGCAGCUGUCCAAGCAGGACCACUACGACUUCGGCCUGCGGGCCCUCACCUCCCUGCUCCGUUACGCCGGGAAGAAGCGCCGCGUGCGGCCGGACCUCGCCGACGAGGAGGUGCUGCUGAUGGCCAUGAAGGACAUGAACAUCGCCAAGCUGACCUCCAACGACGUGCCGCUGUUCAGCGCCAUCAUCCAGGACCUCUUCCCGGGCAUCGAGUGCCCCGCCAUCGACUACGGCAAGCUGAAGGAGGUGCUGGAGGGAGAGCUGCGCGAGAUGGGGCUGCAGCCCAUCCCCUUCACCACCACCAAGGUGAUCCAGCUGUACGAGACCAAGAACUCGCGCCACUCCUCCAUGAUCGUGGGCAACACCGGCAGUGGCAAGACGGUCGCCUGGCGCGCCCUGCAGGCCACCCUCUGCAGCCUGCACCGGGGCGGGGAUCCCUCCGCCAACCUGGUCCGGGAGUACCCCCUGAACCCCAAGGCUGUUUCCCUGGGCGAGCUGUACGGAGAGUACGACCUCAACACCAGCGAGUGGUCGGACGGGAUCCUGUCGAGCGUCAUGCGGGCGGCCUGCGCAGAUGAGAAGCCCGAUGAGAAGUGGAUCCUUUUUGACGGCCCCGUGGACACGCUGUGGAUCGAGAGCAUGAACUCGGUCAUGGAUGACAACAAGGUGCUCACCCUGAUCAACGGCGAGAGGAUCGCCAUGCCCGAGCAGGUCUCGCUGCUCUUUGAGGUGGAGAACCUGGCAGUGGCUUCCCCUGCGACCGUCUCCCGGUGCGGGAUGGUGUACACGGACUACAGCGACCUGGGCUGGAAGCCCUGCGUCUCCUCCUGGAUUGAGAAACGCCCAAAGGUUGAAGCGGAAACCCUGCAGCGCAUGUUUGACAAAUUCACCAACAAGAUCCUGACCUUCAAGAAAGAGAACUGCCAAGAGCUGGUCCCUAUCCCCGAAUACAGCGGUAUCGUGGCUCUGUGCAAGCUGUUCUCAUCCUUGGCUUCCUCAGAGAACGGGCUGAAUCCCGCAGACAGCGAGAACUACUUGACCGUGGUGGAGAUGUACUUUAUCUUCAGCCUGAUCUGGUCGCUGUGUGCCGCCGUGGAUGAGGAGGGCCGUAAGAAAAUCGACAGCUUCCUUCGAGAGAUGGAGGGCUCCUUCCCCAACAAGGACACAGUCUAUGAGUACUACGUGGACCCCAAGCGGAAGCAGUGGGCUUCUUUUGAGGACAUGCUCCCCAAGAUGUGGAGAUACCCACCCAACGCCCCCUUCUACAAGAUCGUCGUCCCCACCGUGGACACGGUGCGCUACAACUACCUCGUCACCGCCCUCAUCUCCCACCAGAACCCGGUGCUGCUGGUGGGCCCGGUGGGCACGGGCAAGACCUCGGUGGCCCAGGGCGUGCUGCAGUCCCUCGACGGCACCAAGUGGGCCGUGCUGGUCAUCAACAUGUCUGCGCAGACCACCUCGAACAACGUCCAGAGCAUCAUUGAGAGCCGCGUGGAGAAGCGCACCAAGGGGGUGUACGUGCCCCUGGGCGGGAAGAGCAUGGUCACCUUCAUGGACGACCUCAACAUGCCGGCCAAGGACACGUUCGGCUCCCAGCCGCCGCUGGAGCUGCUCCGCCUCUGGCUGGACUACGGCUUCUGGUACGACCGGACCAAGCAGACCAUCAAGUACAUCAAGGACAUGUUCCUGAUGGCAGCCAUGGGGCCCCCCGGAGGUGGGCGGACGGUGAUCUCCAGCCGGCUUCAGAGCCGCUUCAACCUGAUCAACAUGACCUUCCCCACGGAUUCACAAAUCCGGCGCAUCUUUGGCACCAUGAUCUACCAGAAGCUGCAGAAUUUUGACGAGGGGGUCAAGCCGAUCGGCAACAUCAUCACGGAGGCGACGGUGGAGCUGUACAACAGCGUGGUCCAGAGGUUCCUGCCCACCCCGGCCAAGAUCCACUACCUCUUCAACCUGCGUGACAUUUCCAAGGUGUUCCAGGGCAUGCUGCGGGCCCACAAGGACUUCCACGACACCAAGCCCAGCCUGACACGCCUCUGGAUCCACGAGUGCUUCAGGGUCUUCUCCGACCGCCUGGUGGACGCUGUGGACAUGGAGACCUUCGUGGCCCUCUUGAGUGAGAAGCUGGGCACCUUCUUCGACCUGACUUUCCACAACCUCUGCCCCAACAAGCGCUCGCCCAUCUUCGGGGACUUCAUGCGCAAUGUGUACGAGGACAUGACCGACAUGGGCGUCCUGAAGGCAGAGAUGGAGCGGGCGCUGGGUGACUACAACCGGUCGCCGGGGCUGGUGCCCAUGCGGCUGGUGCUCUUCCGGGAUGCCAUCGAGCACAUAACCCGGAUCGUGCGGGUGAUCAGCCAGCCGCGGGGGAACAUGCUGCUGGUGGGCAUCGGGGGCAGCGGCCGGCAGAGCCUGGCCCGCCUGGCCUCGUCCAUCUGCGAGUACUACACCUUCCAGGUCGAGGUCUCCCGACAGUACCGCAAGCAGGAGUUCCGGGAAGACAUCAAGCGGCUCUACCGCCAGACCGGCGUGGACCAGAAGCCCACCACCUUCCUCUUCGUCGACACCCAGGUGGCCGACGAGUGCUUUCUGGAGGACAUCAACAACGUCCUCAGCAGCGGGGAGGUGCCCAACCUCUACAAGGCAGACGAGUUCGAGGAGAUCCAGAACCAGAUCAUCGACGUGGCCCGGGCCGAGGGCAUCCAGGAGAGCCUGGACAGCCUCUUCGCCUACCUCAUCGAGAGGGUGCGCAACAACCUGCAUGUGGUGCUGUGCCUCAGCCCCGUCGGGGACCCGUUCAGGAACUGGAUCCGCCAGUACCCCGCCCUGGUGAACUGCACCACCAUCGACUGGUUCGCCGAGUGGCCCAAGGAGGCGCUGCUCGAGGUGGCGGAGAAGUACCUGGAAGGCGUGGACCUGGGGAGCGUGGAGCGGGGCAGCCUGGACACGAUCCACAAGCGUGUGGCCAAAAUCUUCGUGACCAUGCACUGGUCCGUGGCCCGCUAUUCGCAGAAGAUGCUGCUGGAGCUCCGGCGCCACAAUUACGUCACCCCGACCAACUACCUGGAGCUCGUCUCCGGCUACAAGAAGCUGCUGGCGGAGAAGCGCAAGGAGCUCUCGGACCAGGCGAACAAGCUGCGCAACGGGCUGUUCAAGAUCGACGAGACCCGGGCGAAAGUGGAGGUGAUGACGCUGGAGCUGGAGGAUGCCCGGAAGAAGGUGGCCGAGUUCCAGAAGCAGUGCGAGGAGUACCUGGUCAUCAUCGUCCAGCAGAAGCGCGAGGCGGACGAGCAGCAGAAGACCGUGACGGCCAACAGCGAGAAGAUCGCCGCCGAGGAGAUCAAAUGCAAGGCGCUGGCCGACAAUGCCCAGAAGGACCUGGAGGAGGCCCUGCCGGCCCUGGAGGAGGCCAUGAAGGCGCUCGAGUCGCUCAACAAGAAGGACUUGACCGAGAUCAAGUCUUACGGCCGGCCUCCCACCCUGGUGGAGACGGUCAUGCAGGCGGUCAUGAUCCUGCGAGGCAACGAACCCACGUGGGCAGAAGCCAAGAAGCAGCUGGGCGAGCCCAACUUCAUCAAGCAGCUGGUGUACUUCGACAAGGACAACAUCUCCGACAAGGUGCUCAAGAAGAUCAGCGCCUAUUGCUCGCAGCCGGACUUCCAGCCGGACAUCAUCGGGCGCGUCUCCGUGGCCGCCAAGUCCCUGUGCAUGUGGGUGCGCGCCAUGGAGAUGUACGGCCGCAUUUACCGUGUGGUGGAGCCCAAGCGUGCGCGGAUGAACGCCGCCCUGGCCCAGCUGGCGGAGAAGCAGGCUGCCCAGGCCGAGGCCCAGGAGAGGCUCCGGGAGGUUGCAGAGAAACUGGAGAGGCUGAAGAAAGAGUAUGAGGAGAAGCUUGCGCAGAAGGAGGAGCUGCGCAAGAAGUCCGAGGAGAUGGAGAUCAAGCUGGACCGCGCCGACAAGCUGGUCUCCGGCCUGGCCGGGGAGAAGGUCCGCUGGGAGGAAACCGUCAAGGGCCUUGAGGAAGAUCUGGGCUACCUGGUGGGCGACUGCCUCCUGGCGGCGGCGUUUCUGUCGUACAUGGGGCCCUUCCUUUCGAAUUACCGGGACGAGAUUGUCUCGCACAUCUGGAUCAAGCAGAUCCGGGAGCUCCACGUGCCCUGCUCGCCCCGGUUCACAUGCGACAGCUUCCUCUCCAACCCGACGGUCGUGCGCAACUGGAACAUCCAGGGGCUGCCCUCAGAUAACUUCUCCACGGAGAACGGGAUCAUCGUCACGCGCGGGAACAGGUGGCCCCUCAUGAUCGACCCGCAGUGCCAGGCCACGAAGUGGAUCAAGAACAUGGAGAAGAAGCGAGGCCUCAAGAUCAUCGACCUGCAUACGCCCGACUACCUGCGUGUCCUGGAGUCGGCCAUCCAGCUCGGCUCGCCGGUGCUGCUGCAGAACGUGCAGGAGGAGCUGGACCCCACGCUGGCCCCCAUCCUCAACCGCUCCGUCACCAGAGUGGGCGGCCGCCUCCUGAUCCGGCUGGGGGACAAAGAGGUGGAGUACCACCCCGACUUCCGCUUCUACCUGACCACCAAGCUGCCCAACCCCCACUACACGCCCGAGACCUCCUCCCAGACCACCAUCGUCAACUUCGCCGUCAAGGAGCAGGGACUGGAGGCCCAGCUGCUGGGCAUCGUGGUGCGGAGGGAGCGGCCCGAGCUGGAGGAGCAGAAGGACCACCUGGUGCUGAACAUCGCCGCCGGGAAGUGGAAGCUGAAGGAGCUGGAGGACGAGAUCCUGAGGUUACUGAAUGAGGCCACUGGUUCCCUUCUGGAUGACGUCCAGCUGGUGAACACGCUGCAGACCUCGAAGGUCACCGCCACCGAAGUCACGGAGCAGCUGGAGACCAGCGAGAUGACGGAGAUCAAGAUCGACACGGCGCGGGAGGCCUACCGCCCCUGCGCUCAGAGGGCGUCCAUCCUCUUCUUCGUCCUCAACGACAUGGGCAGAAUCGACCCCAUGUAUCAGUUCUCCCUGGAUGCCUACAUUGACCUGUUCAACCUCAGCAUCACCAAGAGCCACCGAAGCACCAAGCUGGACGAGCGGAUCCGGUACCUCAAUGAAUACCACACCUACGCCGUCUACAGGUACACCUGCAGGGGCCUCUUCGAGCGGCACAAGCUCCUCUUCAGCUUCCAGAUGUGCGCCAAGAUCCUGGAAGUGUCCGGCAACCUCAAGAUGGACGAGUACAACUUCUUCCUCCGUGGGGGAGUGGUGCUGGACCGGGAGGGGCAGAUGGACAACCCCUGCCCCAGCUGGCUGGCCGACACCUACUGGGACAACAUCACGGAGCUGGACAAACUCACCAACUUCCACGGCAUCAUGAACUCCUUCGAGCAGUACCCCCGGGACUGGAACCUGUGGUACACCAGCUCCCGGCCCGAGAAGGCGAUGCUGCCAGGCGAGUGGGAGAACUCCUGCAACCAGAUGCAGCGGAUGCUGGUUGUCCGGUCGCUGCGGCCCGACCGCGUGGCCUUCUGUGUCACGGCCUUCAUCGUCUCCAACCUGGGCUCCCAGUUCGUGGAGCCCCCCGUGCUCAACAUGAAGUCGGUGGUGGACGACUCCACGACCAAGACGCCGCUGAUCUUCGUCCUGUCCCCGGGCGUGGACCCCAGCUCCUCGCUGCUGCAGCUGGCCGAGCAGUCGGGCAUGGCCCAGCGCUUCCACGCCCUCUCGCUGGGCCAGGGCCAGGCGCCCAUCGCGACCCGCAUGAUUAAGGACGGGGUCCAUCAGGGCAACUGGGUCUUCCUGGCCAACUGCCACCUCUCGCUGUCCUGGAUGCCGCAGCUGGACAAGGUGGUGGAGCAGCUGCAGGUGGAGGAGCCGCACCCGUCCUUCCGGCUGUGGCUCAGCUCCAGCCCCCACCCCGACUUCCCCAUCUCCAUCCUGCAGGCCGGCAUCAAGAUGACGACGGAGCCGCCCACCGGCCUGAAGGCCAACAUGAAGCGCCUGUACCAGCUCAUCACGGAGCCGCAGUUCAGCCGGUGCACGAAGCCGGCCAAGUACAAGAAGCUGCUCUUCGCCCUCUGCUUCUUCCACAGCAUCCUGCUGGAGCGCAAGAAGUUCCUGCAGCUGGGCUGGAACAUCGUCUACGGCUUCAACGACUCGGACUUCGAGGUGUCCGAGAACCUUCUGAGCCUGUACCUGGACGAGUACGAGGAGACGCCGUGGGAGGCCCUCACGUACCUGAUCGCCGGGGUCAACUACGGUGGCCACGUGACGGACGACUGGGACCGGCGCCUCCUGACCACCUACAUCAACGACUACUUCAACGAGCAAAGCAUCACGGCCCCCUUCUACAAGCUCUCCGUGCUGGACACCUACUACAUCCCCAGGGACGGCAACCUGGCCUCGUACAAGGAGUACAUCAGCCUGCUGCCCAGCAUGGACGCCCCCGAGGCUUUUGGCCAGCACCCCAACGCGGACGUGGCCUCCCAGAUCACGGAGGCCCGGACGCUCUUCGAGACGCUGCUUUCCCUGCAGCCGCAGACCACCCCUGCGGGGGAGGCCGGGCAGAGCCGGGAGGACAAGGUGCUGGAGCUCUCGGCCGACGUGCUCAGCAAGGUGCCCGAGGAGAUCGACUACGAGGGCACCUGCAAGAUGCUGUCCACGGACCCCUCCCCGCUCAACGUCGUGCUGCUGCAGGAGAUCCAGCGCUACAACUCCCUGCUGCAGGUCAUCAGUUCCUCCCUGGUGGAGCUGGAGAAGGGCAUCCAGGGGCUGGUGGUGAUGUCCACGGACCUGGAGGAGAUCUUCAACUGCAUUUUUGAUGCCCGUGUGCCCCCCAUGUGGGAGAGGGCCUAUCCAUCCCAGAAGCCCCUGGCUGCUUGGACCCGGGACCUGGGCCUGCGUGUGGAGCAGUUCGCCCACUGGGCCAAGACCACGCACCCCCCGGUGCUGUUCUGGCUCUCGGGGUUCACCUUCCCGACGGGGUUCCUGACCGCCGUCCUGCAGGCCGCGGCACGCCUGAACAACAUCUCGGUGGACACGCUGUCCUGGGACUUCCUCGUCUCCACGGUGGACGACAACAACCUGGUGUACCCGCCCAAGGAGGGCGUGUGGGUGCGAGGCCUCUUCCUGGAGGGCGCCGGCUGGGACAAGAAGAACUCGUGCCUGAUGGAGGCCGAGGCCAUGCAGCUCGUGUGCCCCGUCCCCACCAUCCACUUCAAGCCCGUGGAGAACAAGAAGAAGAGCGGCAAAGGGACGUACGCCUGCCCCUGCUACUACUACCCCAACCGGGCCGGCACCUCGGGGCGGCCCUCCUUCGUCAUCGGCGUGGACCUGCGCUCCGGAGCCAUGCCGGCGGACCACUGGAUCAAGCGCGGCACAGCCCUGCUGAUGAGCCUGGACACCUGACCCCCCCCCCC
This is a messenger RNA of Varanus komodoensis (Komodo dragon), 13196 nucleotides long. RefSeq names its product dynein axonemal heavy chain 2 (gene DNAH2). Gene Ontology annotation, molecular function: dynein light intermediate chain binding; minus-end-directed microtubule motor activity; ATP hydrolysis activity. The transcript has 85 exons. Gene Ontology annotation, biological process: microtubule-based movement. The record is from RefSeq and is a predicted model, not a curated record. Gene Ontology annotation, cellular component: dynein complex. The coding region runs from base 61 to 13185 and encodes 4374 amino acids. Lineage: Eukaryota; Metazoa; Chordata; Lepidosauria; Squamata; Varanidae.